AUGGCACAAGAGGGCCGUGUUCUGGGCAAACACCUGGCCCUGGUAUUCUCCGUCGGGUUGCCAAGACGGGCAAAGAACAACUUUUUCGAACGUGAUGGCUUCAACAUCACUCUACCUGGUAGGGCGGGGCAAUCCCUCCUCAACGUGGGACCUCGCUACGCGGACAUCAUGCUUGCGUUGAGGAAGGAGACGGAAAUACACGACGAUCUCUUGGUUGGAGAUUAUGAAGAUACCUAUUACAAUCUCACCCUCAAGAUGCAUUACACCUUCGUUUGGGCAGCUCGUUUCUGUCGGCCGACGGUCAAUCACCGUGCUUCACCCCUGUUCAUCUUUCUGGACGACGACUUCUCCUUCAACGUGGCCAAUCUAGUCAACCUCCUGCGGAGUCUUGAGUCAACGGAACCACCCAAACGCCUCUUAAUAGGCAAUAACAGGAUGCAUAAUCCCACGAUACGGCCUAGUGCCGGCGGUGAGUACAAGAAGUGGGCCCUAUCGAAGCGGGAAAUGCCCAGUCCGGAACUGCCUCCCCACUGCAACGGAGCCUUCUACAUCCUCGACUACACAUCCCUGGAGGAAAUUGCAAUAGCGAUGCACUUCAUCACUGUCCUGCCACUAGAUGACGUCUGGCUGGGUCUGGUGAUGACUCGGCUAGGUCUGCAGUUCGAAAAACCAUACCAAAACGCCUACAAUCCACUGCCGUCUGCGAACGCUGAUAGCGCAGUAUUCGCACCCCUUGAAGUCUUCUUGAAACGCAGACACGAUAAGCAACUGCUUGAGCGUUAUCCAAUGCGAAGACCAGACAGAACUCAGCCGAAGAUCGCUUUAGCACGGGAAAGCAGCAGCACACCGUGGUCAACGGCCCCAUCUCCCCUGAACUCGACGUAUGCCUAA
Spirometra erinaceieuropaei is the source of this 891-nucleotide messenger RNA. The record is from the annotation of a GenBank genome assembly. Lineage: Eukaryota; Metazoa; Platyhelminthes; Cestoda; Diphyllobothriidea; Diphyllobothriidae.